Messenger RNA from Gymnodraco acuticeps, 763 nucleotides. RefSeq names its product allograft inflammatory factor 1-like. Gene Ontology annotation, molecular function: calcium ion binding; actin filament binding. The transcript is spliced from 8 exons. The coding region runs from base 10 to 576 and encodes 188 amino acids. NCBI's taxonomy places the organism in Eukaryota, Metazoa, Chordata, Actinopteri, Perciformes, Bathydraconidae. The record is from RefSeq and is a predicted model, not a curated record. Gene Ontology annotation, biological process: actin filament bundle assembly; ruffle assembly. Gene Ontology annotation, cellular component: ruffle membrane; actin filament.
GGACUUUACAUGUACAUGAAGAGGAAGCACAACACAAAUACAGAAAAUGAACAGCCAAGUAUUGGAAUGAGAAACGCCAUCAUAGCUUUUCACACUUCCAGUGUUCACAUCCUCUCAGCACAGUGCACAGAAAUGGACCACAAUGCUCAAGGAGGUAAAGCCUAUGGUCUUCUCAAGUCUCAACAGGAAGAAAGACUGCUGUCUAUAAAUGAGACUUAUCUGUCAGACCCCCAGCAUGCUGAAGAGGAAGACCUUAGCUCAAAGCUUGAAAUGUUUAAAAAGAAGUACAUGGAGUUUGAUCUAAACGACCAAGGAGAAAUAGCUUUAAUGGGGUUAAAACAAAUGCUGGAAAAACUUGGAUUGGCCAAGACUCACCUAGAGCUGAAAAAGAUGAUGUCAGAGGUGGUUGGAGAUACAUCUAAAGAAACGAUAAGCUACAACGACUUCCUGAAUAUGAUGCUUGGGAAAAAAAAUGCAAUUCUCAAACUGAUCUUGAUGUUUGAAGGCAUGGGAAAGGAACAGGACAAGAAAGAUGUUGCACCGCCUUCUCGCAAAACCUUUGCAGACCUGCCAUGAUGGAGUUCUCCAUCAAGUAUUUUUAUAUUAAAACAUAACCCAGGAUUAAAUGCUGCAAAAUGCAUGUCAAUAGAAAGGACAACAUCAAACAAAUUGUUGAAAUGUGCAAAUGUUUUUUUAUAAAGUAUUCAAAUCUACCAGAUUAAAACAUAACCUAGAUCUAAAUGCUUUAAAAUGCAUGUCAAAA